Molecule: messenger RNA, 1161 nt
Organism: Dreissena polymorpha
Lineage: Eukaryota; Metazoa; Mollusca; Bivalvia; Myida; Dreissenidae
Product: short-chain collagen C4-like
Exons: 2
Coding region: 34-792 (252 amino acids)
Source: RefSeq, a predicted model, not a curated record
GAUACUUCAUACCAACUCGUGGAGACUAACAAGAUGUUACGUAGCCUCCUUACAUGCGUUUGUUUGCUGCUAGGCGCUUACGCUCUUGAUCCGACCAACACGUUCGAAUAUGAAUACCACGUGGUGGCGAAAAUGGUCGAGUUUGACCUUUUCAAAGCGGAAACAGCAAUGAAAGUUGCAGCCUUAGAAAACCAACUGCAAAUGACACAAAAGACACUGCGCUCUGUGUCGAGGGAACAAUCUGGUUCCACGUACAUACGGUGGGGGAAGAAAACGUGCCCCAACAUCACGACGACCUCGCAAGUAUACAGCGGUCAAGCCGCUGGUGGGCACUACCAACACACCGGUUCAGCGGAGUACAUUUGUCUUCCCAUCGAUCCAGAAUAUGACACGCCUGCAGUCGAGGACAAGGAGCAGCAGGGCCGCUCUUUAAUUUGCGGUGCUGAGUACGAAACGAACUCAGGGACAUUAUUUGGACAUCUACACGACAGAGACGUGCCUUGUUCCCUCUGCUAUACUCGUGGGAAGACAACGGUGAUGUUGCCGGCAAGGACAUCCUGCUACAGUGGAUGGACGCUGGAGUACAGAGGGUUUUUGAUGUCCUCCGAAGCUAACCAACCGGGAAAGAACUACGUUUGUGUGGAUAAUGACCCCGAGGAAAUGAACGAAAGUCAUGCAAAUAAAAAUGGGGCGCUUCUCUAUCUAGUUGAGGCACGAGAGGGUUCAUUUGGAAAAAAUCCAUAUAAACCUGGCUGGGAGUUAUCGUGCGCGGUCUGUUCCACAACGUUCUAAUUAACGAUGUUGACCAUUCGCUUAAUUGUUAUGUUCCUUACGCUGACUAUCAUUUUUUAUAAAUAUAAAGAAUUGUAUUUUGACUUUGUCCUGCUUUAAAAACCGUUUAUAGCAUACGUAUCAUAUAAUAAUGUGCAAAAAGCGAAUAUGAAAAAAUAUUACAGUUAUUACUCUUACAAAUUAUUGUGAAAUGGAACUUAAUAUUCUUGUCACCGGAAUUUUGCCAUCUAAUGUAUAACUGGAUUUGUAUUUUUCGGUCGCACGUAAUAGUAUUGAUGUAUGUAUGCACGUGUGUACUUUUACUUGUAUUUCAAACAUUUGAGUAACAUUAUUGUUUGUAUGGAAUAACACAAAUAAAUGUAAAGUAAC